Durotheca rogersii is the source of this 576-nucleotide messenger RNA. RefSeq lists its product as uncharacterized. Gene Ontology annotation, molecular function: S-adenosylmethionine-dependent methyltransferase activity. The transcript has 5 exons. Bases 1 to 576 code for a protein of 191 amino acids. NCBI's taxonomy places the organism in Eukaryota, Fungi, Ascomycota, Sordariomycetes, Xylariales, Xylariaceae. The record is from RefSeq and is a predicted model, not a curated record.
AUGCUUGUGGAACAGGUCCGGUCGCUACACAGUUACAAGGCCAUAUCGACUAGAAGGUGUUCGAAAUACGGCUGGGAAAAUACUGCGACGGCGGUGGUCGACGCCCAGAAUUCGGGGUUUCCGGACAAGUCGUUCUCGCACGUCACCCUCAACUUUGCUAUGCACAUUAUCCCCGACCCACAGGCUGUGCUUCGAGACACCAUGAGGAUCCCGAAGCCGGGAGGUACGCUCGCGUUUAGUGUCUGGCACAAGGACAGCCAAGGCUGGGGCCCUGACCUGAGGUCGUGCUUUAAGGCGUUGCCGUUCGACGCGCCGAUGCCCGAUCGAGUGCCUAUGAAAUUUCAAAUCCGAAGUCUGCCGCACAUCAUCCCCGUCUAUACCGCCGAGGACUACCUUGAGAGCUAUGCCAUGAUGAAGAGCUGGAUGGUUUACACGUACUGGAGUGAGGAGAGCAAGGAGAAGGCGCGGGGUAUGCUGGAUGGCCAUAUCCUGAAGCAUCUAAGGGAGAAAUAUAAUGGCCAAGGGUGGGAUCUCAGCUCGACCAUAGUUCUGGCGACUUGUCAGAAGCCCUUGUAG